CUUCCAACCCAAUAAAAACACCCAAAUAUUUACUGAAAAAUAAAAACACCCAAAUAUUUAGUGAAAAUGGAGGCGGAAACUCAAGAAAAGGCAUCCGUGAUGCAGAGAGUGAAGGGGCGGUUAGACAAGAUCCGUAACACAAUUAGCAGCGUCGAAAAGAAGCCAAGAGAUUAGUCAAAGAAGAUCCUAGAAGAGUCGUCCACGCCUUCAAAGUCGGAUUAGCGAUAUCUGCGAUUUCUCUUCUCUACCACUUCGACUUCUUCUUCGCUGGAUUCGGCGUUAACGCAAUGUGGGCCGUCAUGACCGUCGUCGUCGUCUUCGAAUUCUCCGUCGGAGCAACGCUGGGAAAAGGUGUCAACAGAGCAAUUGCGACCUUGCUAGGCGGAGCUCUAGGUAUGGCGGCGCACGAUUUGGCCAAUCUGACGCCGGCGAAAGUGGAGGUCGGUUUGAUCGCCCUGUCUCUUUGCGUAAUAGGUUUUGGGAAUGUAUACUUCGAAGAAUCAUACGACAAAAAUCUAGCACCACUCAAAGAUUUCAAAACUGUGCUCAUCUCUAAAGACACUGAAGACUCUUUGGUCAAUUUUGCAUGGUGGGAGCCAAGGCACGGCAAGUUCCGGUACCGGCACCCGUGGGACCAGUACCUCAAGAUUGGGUCCGCAACCCGUGAAUGCGCAUACAAGAUUGACGCACUCAAUUGUUACCUCAACUCGGACGUGCAGACGCCAUUAGAGCUUCGUACAACGAUCCAAGACUUAUGCACUAAGAUUAGCACUAAAUGCAGUUUAGCUCUCACGGAUGUCGCAAUCGGGCUUCAGACAAUGACAUGCCCUUUGUCAAGCGAGAAACACAUUAUGGACGCUAAAGUUGCGGCCAAGACACUGAAGGCCAUACUCAAAACUGAGCUUUGGCACGACAUUGAAUUCCUCGAUAUAAUCCCAGUGGUGACAGUGGCCUCGUUGCUGAUCGAGAUUGUCACUUGCACGGUAAAGAUAGCUGACUCCGUUGAGGUGCUAGCGACGAAGGUGAAGUUCAAGAAGCCCAACCCAGAGAUGAACAGGUUGGCCAGCCUAGAAAAGGUGAAGAGGAUCCCAAGUAUUGAAGCAUCGCUUAGUGUUAACAUUGUGUUUGAGUGAUUAAUUAGUACUACUACGAUUAGCUAUGUGAUGGAAAAUAUAAACAUGAAUCGUAGUUCACUAUGCAAGCACGUAGGGGUGAAAAAAAAAUCGAAAAUCGAAUAUCCGAGCCGAACCAAAUCGAAAUUUUGAAAUUCGGUUCUGUUUUUUCGGUUUUUUGGUUCGGUUCGGGUGAAAA
Molecule: messenger RNA, 1311 nt
Organism: Salvia splendens (bonfire salvia)
Lineage: Eukaryota; Viridiplantae; Streptophyta; Magnoliopsida; Lamiales; Lamiaceae
Product: aluminum-activated malate transporter 2-like
Exons: 4
Coding region: 288-1133 (281 amino acids)
Biological process (GO): malate transport
Source: RefSeq, a predicted model, not a curated record